Messenger RNA from Caenorhabditis remanei, 606 nucleotides. RefSeq lists its product as uncharacterized. Lineage: Eukaryota; Metazoa; Nematoda; Chromadorea; Rhabditida; Rhabditidae. The transcript has 3 exons. The record is from RefSeq and is a predicted model, not a curated record. Bases 1 to 606 code for a protein of 201 amino acids.
AUGGCGUUCUCCGUAAUCACUGCGAUUCCAAUCAUCAUAAUGAUCGCAAUGACUCAACACGUUUAUAUCGAGGGCAAAAAACCAUUGGUAUGCUGGGAAUACACCACAAUCAAUAGUUUAGUAAUUGGUGUUCUCUCCCCGGUACUUGAAAAGAGUCAUGUAACUAUUACUGUUCUUUUUGGAAUGGUUCAAACCGGUUUCAUCUGUAAUAUUCUAAAUAUUCUGCAUCUUCAAGCAGGAUGGAAUCUGUACUACGCUCGAAUCAUGUCUUUGGUAUUCUCAAUUUAUGCAGCGAUUCGGAUGGUUUGGUAUCAAACUAUACUUUUACCAAAGUUACCGUUGAGAAUCCAUUGGAAAUCUAUGAACUUUAUCACUCUGUUUUUCGGUUUAACUGGACACUUUUUAUGGCCAUACUGUAACUUUCAGACCACCGCCAAUAUCAUUAUCCACGUCUACCUUUACCUUCUCUCCAUUGAAACAUCCAUCUGGUACUACACAAAGGAAUUCCGACUGUUUUGCAAAUUUCCGAGAACUGGAUUUACUGACUACGCAAGGGCUUAUCAUACUACAGUACAUCGUUAUCGCAGUUUGGAUGAGGAGCAAUAA